Mytilus californianus (California mussel) is the source of this 7327-nucleotide messenger RNA. RefSeq lists its product as uncharacterized. Gene Ontology annotation, cellular component: Cajal body. The transcript has 5 exons. Gene Ontology annotation, biological process: protein desumoylation; Cajal body organization. The coding region runs from base 94 to 4281 and encodes 1395 amino acids. The record is from RefSeq and is a predicted model, not a curated record. Lineage: Eukaryota; Metazoa; Mollusca; Bivalvia; Mytilida; Mytilidae. Gene Ontology annotation, molecular function: SUMO binding.
UACAAAUGGCCGUCGACAUGUGCGUGGAUGAGCAUUGGCGGCACAAAGAUUUACUAGAAAUAUGUGUUUAACUAAUAACAUCUAAAUUGUAAAAUGAUGCUAGAUAAGGCUAUAGAGUGGUGUGGGAUCUGUGCCAGUGUAGGAAAACCAAGCAAGCUCAAAGUAUACCAGAUUAACCUUGAAGAAGCUGUCAAGUUGUGUGAGGAUGAAGCUUGCAAUUAUCCCAUUGGCUUGGACAAGGUUGUUUACAGAAAGUUUGAAGAAGUACCUGUCCCACAUAAACGGAAGUCAAUACACAGACAGUCAUCAUUACAACCGCCUAUCUUCUCAGCUAAUCCAAAUACAUAUGUACCACGACCACAACCAUUGGCUUUGUCAUGUCAGGCCCCUAGAAACAUCAUCAGACCUCAACCUGUCUCUGCCUUCUCUCAAUCUAACAACUUUAUUUCGCCAUCUUCAAGUGUAGAAAUGUUUGGGAGAUGUCCACUGCCAAAAGCAAUUAGGUCAACCUCACCUGAAUUUGUACCAGUCCUAUCACAACAGAAAUCCACUUGUAUUUCAUCAAAAAGUCUUUCAUCUUCAACCACAGAAAGUGUUCGUUUGUUACCGUCUCAAAGUUUUCAGUCAUUGAAUCCAGUUUCCACACAAUCACAAGAUACAUUCAUAUCGCCUGAUUCUGGAAUGGAAAUUGACACUUCAGAAGUUACGGAAGUUAUAGAUGUCCAUUUCAGUUCAGAUGAUUUUGCGUUUUUUAAUCAACUUACAGCACCUGAGUUAUCAAAGCAAACAGUUUCCCCCAAUUUAGUUUUAUCAGACUUGCGAGCCGUUUCACCUAUUUCAAAAGAUUCCAGUUCUGAAACAAUGCAAGCGCCACCUUCGCCUUUUAUUCCAGUUAGGUCAAACAUACAUGUAGGAAGAUCCGAAAAUAUAAAGACUGCUCAGGAGAUCAAUGGUAUAAAACCUUUGGAAGCAAAUGAUACAGGCAACACUAAUGGUGUAAAAACCAUGGCUUUAGAUAAUGUAAGUGACGAUGUAAUAUCUCAGGAAAUUGAAAUAGACACUUCAGACUCUCCUGUUCUAGGUGAGCACACUACUUAUUUCGUGGUUGAGGGCAAUGGAAAAGGCAGAGGAAAAAUCACAAAACUGAAAGAAGAAAAAUCUAGAAUAAUGAAGAAAGCGAUACCUGAAUAUAACAAGCAGAAACUUCCAGAACAUACUAAAGAGAAACAACCACCUCUCCUACCAGAGAAAAAAAUUCCAACUUUAGACAUUUUCAAAUAUUUUCCUCAAUGGCAAAAUGAAGAGGCUCUUUGUUGGUUGGAUGUUGUACUUUGUUUGUUCGUUCAUAGUAAAGCAAUCAGGAAAGUUAAUGUUGAAAAUGAAAAUGUAGACUUGUCUCAUACAAUUUUAGUAACAUUGUUCAAAGCUUAUGAACAGGCAUGUCAGUUGAUAAACAAAUAUCGUGAGAAAACAACGAAAAACCAAUUGGAAGCAGCUUCCAGAACCAGGUCUGGUAGACUGUUUUCAGAUCCUGAGGAAUCAGACUCGGAUGCUGUCGUGGACUCCCCUAAUACAGAAAUGCUCAAAGAAAUAUGUAAAAUGCAUCCAGACACAAUCAAAACUGGUGCAGGACUUAGUUGCUCAAAAGACUUUUUAUCUAUGCUGCCUUUGGAUGAACAGGAAAAUUAUAAAAAAGCAUUCACUUUAUUGAGAGACAUUCGAGAAAAUAUAUGGAGAAAGAUGCAGCCACGCUUGCAGUGUGUUAAAGGCAAAAACGACAGUCCAGUUUUAGCAAUACCAUUAAUGGUGAAGGACAAUGUAAACAUUGAGAGGGAGUUUUUGGUGGAAUAUGACUUCAUGUUGUCAUGUGAAGCAUGUGGCUACCAACAAACCGAUCGUUACAAGAAAGUUCUUCCAACAUUGCCAGCUAUGGAGCAAAACUUCACCAUGAAAGAACCCUGUUUUCUACGGUCUUGUUUCAAGUGUAAUGCUGAAAACCAAAGGAGAAUAUUAAAAUUUAACAGGUUGCCUGGAGUGUUACUAUUACAUUUCUCUGAAGGGUUGCCACAUAACAACUUUAAGAAACUUGAGUUCUGGCAUAACAGCUUGAAAUACAGUGUGACUGGUUUUGUACAGUAUAGAAAUGACCCUGAUCAUUUUGUCACAUGGAUAAGACGUUUUAAAGACAAUAGAUGGAUGGAGUUUGAUGAUUUAAAGUCACCUAUCUGUAGAUUUGAGUCACAACAGCCAGAUAUGGAUUCCAGUCAGAUACAUAUAGUCAUGUGGGAAUCAAUUCAAGAGUCUAGUCAAUCCUCAGAUCCUAAAGUAGUUAAACCAGGUCCUAGUGUAAAUACAUCAACAAACAUUGUUAACGGUAAAAAACAAGUGACCACUGACAGAGGGGUUCUAAAUGGGAAUCAUUCAGUGUCGCACUUCACAACAAACAUGUCUAGUAGUUUACAUUGUUUUACUGAUGAUGCACGAGGUCAGAAUGAAAAAUUCUCAAUGUCUUCUGCAACAGUUUCAACAUCUUUACAAUCAAACUUGGUGCUCAGUAAUACUAAAUCGGUACUAUCAAUAGAACAAUCGAAUUUAAAACUUAAAGAAAAAACUUUCUCUAAAGAUGAGACAAAUUUAAAUUUAACAAAAGCAGUCACUAAAGAAGCCCAGACGUGGGUAAAUGCAGAUGUUAAUUGUGACAGCAAGAAAGCUCAUAGCAGGUCACUUGGUAACAGCAAGAUAUCAACUACAAUAAGUAAACUUAAGCGUGUCGUAGAACAGAAGAAUGCACAAGAAGUUAGAGCAUUGCGCUUUGAGAAGAAACAGUUGGCAAAUGAACCUCCCAAAGAAAAAUCGGAAAGACUCAUUAAAAAUGUUUUGAAAAGUAUAUCAGAAAAUUCUAAUGUUAUAUUUGCUAAAAAGACUGAGACAGAAGAAAGUCCCCCACCAGAAAUAUCUGUAGAGGGACGAAGAGAAGCACUGGCAAGAUUAUGGAAGCCUAAAUCAGAAGUGAUGACGAGAAUAAAAAAAGUACACGAAAAAAAUGCUCAGCCAUCCAUGUCUUGUGAUACAGAAGUUCUGACAUCAAAGUCAUGUGGUACAGCAGUUCAGAUGUUAAAGACAUGCAAUACAGAAGUUCAGACAUCAAAGUCAUGUAACAUAGAAGUUCAGACGUCAAAGUCAUGUGAUACAGAAGUUAAGGCGUCAAAAUCAAUAGAAGUAAAUGACCAAUGGAAACCAGCUGACAAGUUGAAGUUAACAGAGCAAAAGUAUAGGGGGAAAAUGUGUCAACCUCUUAAAGCAAAAGGGGCUUCAAAGUCAACUGUAGUAACUGUCCGUAAUAGGUAUCAAAAAGGGAGUAGUCAAGAUAACGAAAGAAUGUACGACUUGGGUUCCGUUAGUGCAAAACGAAAUGAUAGUAUUUCUAGAACAUCAGGAGAUGGCGACACAGAAACAUUAAUGAAUCAGUCAACUUAUACAAGUGUAUCGACUAAUGGCAACAAUAAAUCCACUCAUGGCCACAUUAAAUCCACUAAUGGCAACAAUAAAUUCACUAAUGGCCACACUAAAUCCACUAAUGGCCAUACUCAAACAGUCAGCAACGGCAAAUUUGAGUCUGUAACAUCAAGCAGUUCUAAAAGGACAUGUGGAACUUCUACUGUAUCCAACUACUCACUAUUGUCAAAGAUUCAAGAAAAUGGAACAGUCAAGCAAGGAAUAAAAGUGAAAGAUGAAAAGCUUAAAGGAAAUAAAAGCAUAUUAGAUGUUCUUAAGGAAUCUUCAGAGAGGAGAAGUCAAUCUAGGUGUUCAAAUACAAGUAUUUCUUCACAAUUACCUUCUUGGAGAAACUUUAUUAAACAUAAGACAUUUAGUGGGUAUCAGUUGUCAACACCUAUACCAACAUCUACUUCAGAAUCUACCCCGGCUUCUACACCACCAUCUACACCAAAGUCCAGCUGUCGUCCUAGUCCAACAUUCAGCAUGAAGAGUGAAAUUUUAUAUCCGUCAAAAAGGAAGAACUCUGUGAACAAUUUCAUUACAGUAAAACGAUUUAAACAACAAAUCCGACCACCUUUAUUUGUCCCAUCUUCAGCGAAUAAUUCUGCAAGGUCCAGCCCAAAGAGGAACAUGGGAAAUCAUGAAAAUGACAUUUUAGAGAAUUUGUACAGUGCUCUAGACAUUCCUUUGCCUUCUGACAAUCCAGAUUCACUUGACCUGUCGGCCAUAGAGAACUCAAGUUGUCUCCAGAAUAUGGAUGACUUUUUAGAUCAGUUGUUGUGAGGGAAGUUUAAUACUUUUUAAGAAUUAAUAAAAAGGGGGGGAGAGGGGGAAAUUUUCUUGCCAUUUAAUGGCAAGGUGUUUGUUAUGUAAAAUAAAGUGGUAAGUAUUCCAAUAUAUCUAGUGUGAUUGUUUCAAUUCUGGGCCAUCUCAAAAUAUGCAAUAGUCAUGAUCAUACUCGACACAGUGAAGUCAAGCUUAAGGCAGUCUCAAAACUAAAGAUCUAACCAUGCUUAACGUGAAACACAUUGAACAAACUGAGAGCAAGUUUUGAACUGUGAAACAUAACACUUAUUUACAAGUUACAUCUUUUGAAAUGCACAUUGAACUGUUAAGAUUCAAAAGCUAUGCAGAGUACAUUAUGAAUGUAUUUUAUUUGUUUUAAGAUUCUUUCUGGAAGUUUGAACUUAUUAUUGUAAUAUGACUGACCAGUACUUCGUAAUUUGUAACGCAAUUAAAAAUAAUACAUUACUGUACAUGAUGAAAGUAGAAUACAGUAACUACAGCCGUGACAAUGGCAAGUUGAGAUUGUAUAGAUUUGUUGCCUUCUACAAUUUAGAGAAGACAAAUUGCCAAUGAAAUAAAGUUGGCAGAGAUGUUGAAAAUCUUAUGCCUUUUCUGAAUUUCUAAAAAAAAAAGACCCCUUUGUCUGAUGUAGUUCAGAAACAUCUAUGGCUUUACAACUUGCAUUAAAAAUAAGCAUUUGAAUUCCUUAAGUUAAUACAUUUUUGAGUGCAAUAUCUAUUUUAAAAUAAUUUUUUUUAUUGAAUUGUCCACAUUUAGCAUGUGAUGAAUAUGUGUUCAUAUUUGUUGUUUAUUUUAUUGUUAUGUUUUUGAUAGGAAUUUAUAUUUAUAUAAUUGUUAUUUAUGUAUGUUUGCUUGUUUUUUUACAGCAACACAGCAUUGUUAAUUAAAAUGUACAUGAUGUAUGAUUUGUAAUAUAUCCUUAAAAAGCUUAUAGUAAAAGAUGCAUGUAGCCUGACAGUUCAGAGAUGUCGCCUGAGUAGACUGAUGGAUCUUCAUCCUGUUGUCAUGGUUACAUGUCAACAGACAAGUUUGGUGAGUAAUGGAGGAUCCAAACAUUGCACGUCUGUAUAUGAUCGUAUUGUCCUGUGCAACUGAUUCUAUCAAAAUCAUCUAAAAUGACAUUUUUGUUGAAAUUUGGAUUUAUUUGCUGGAUCUUCUGUAAUUUACUGUAAAUUAACCAUUUUCUAGAGAUAAAAGCAUAUGCAUGAUACGUUGAAUACUCAAAAGUAUUAAAAACUACCAAAAAACUUGCAAAGCUCUCAUGUCAGUUUCUUAACUCCAAAAGACAUCUUUUGUUUUUUACUGAAAACAUUUUUUUGGUUAGAAGUUUGUUGUAUAUGCAAGAAUUGGGAUCAGUUGCACAUUUCUGUCAUGAUUAGAAAUAACUGUAAAAAAAUGUGUGUUUUUCAUGAUAUACAUACAUGUACUAAGGAACAAUUCCAUCUGACGGGAAGGAGUCAAAUUCAGAAUCAUCUCAGGAGUCAUCAGGUGCUCCGAAAACAUUUUAAACGAUGAACACAAUGAGGAACUAUGCAAGUAACAAGUUAAGAGAAUUAAGAUAUGCUAACAUUAAUUUACUUUGGAAAUUUCAAAUCAAGUAUACAUGGAUACAUAAGUACUUCAUAAUGAGCAUAUUCAACUAUAUAGGAAAGUUUGUGAUUAGGAUAAAAUAAAUUGCUACAUGUAUUCAUUCAUACAUAUUGUGAGCAUACUUCGACUCCAUUUCAAUGUCUCUCAGUAAAAAAACAAGAUUUCAAAUGGUAAAGGGAAUUAUUGAAGUAAUAAACAAUCUAGGAAAGGAUGGUAUAUAAACUGGUAUCUAGUCUGUCAAAUGUGAGCUUACAGUGACUCCUUAUGAACUGAUUUUGGUAUGUUGAUCAUGAGUUAAGUUGCUGAUGCUGAGGCAAUUUGGGAAGUUACGAAAAAUGAGAUUACUGAAUCCUCACUAACUACUCUAUGGUCUGUUAAUCAGGAAUGGGGCCUGCCGCUAUAGACCGUAAGAAAUAAUUGAUGAUGAUUGUAGGAAAAAGCAAUAAAAAAACAUACAGCAAUGAGACAGUUAAAUAUAAAGAUGAGCAAUUAGCACGAGAACAAAUAAAAAAUAAUUGAAUAAUAUUUGUUCGUCAUGGAAUACUUGACACAGCCAAUUCCAUUUAAGGUCAGAAUAAGUCAGUCUUAAAGUAAAAAGGUGCUCAUGGAAAGAAAGACUUGUAAUCGAGUAAAUAAAUGAGACAGCAAGUAUCAUGCAUGAUUCAAAUGAAAUCCACAUGGAAAUGAAAAGUGAGAAAAAGGCUUAAUAUCUUAUGGAAUAUGUAUAUACGCUCAAAGCAGUUGGAAACACUGCCAACUUGAGUCCUUUCAAAUUAUUUUCUAAGGACUUCUUAUGAGUACUCCUUGGAUUGGAAGUUUAUGACGUGAGACCAUGAGACAAACAAUACCUGAUUUUAUCCGAGUGAAUGUCUGUCCGUCCAUCUGCGGUAGGAGCAAGGUCAAAAUUCAACAAUGAAGUCGUUACGAUCUGGCGUUUAGCAGAUGAAAGCUGUCCUUCACAGCAAAUAAAGGUUUUGUGAACUUGCUUAAUCAAAAUGGCAUUCAGUCAUCUAAACUUCCUACAUGCAUGACAUGAGACUACCUGUGGCAUAAAAAUGGCAUCCAGUCGUCUAAACAUCCUACAUGAGACUACCUUCAUGCAUAAAAAUGGCAUCCAGUCGUCUAAACGUCCUACAUGAGACUACCUUCAUGCAUAAAAAUGGCAUCCAGUCGUCUAAAAGUCCUAAUUGAGACUACCUAGCCUUCAUGCAUAAAAAUGGCAUCCAGUCGUCUAAACGUCCUACAUGAGACUACCUCCAUGCAUAAAAUGGCAUCCAGUCGUCUAAACUUUUUACAUAAGACGUCAACAAAAUUUUUCUGUCAAGUAUCAAUGUGCAAAUACUAAAAGAUCUUUUAAAGUGCUAAAGUGUUGUAAUUUUGUAACAAAUUUACUAUUGUAUUGUUUUAAAUAUUAAUAUACAAAUUAAUCAGG